This is a messenger RNA of Lethenteron reissneri (Far Eastern brook lamprey), 6480 nucleotides long. Its product is annotated as E3 ubiquitin-protein ligase RNF13-like. The record is from RefSeq and is a predicted model, not a curated record. NCBI's taxonomy places the organism in Eukaryota, Metazoa, Chordata, Hyperoartia, Petromyzontiformes, Petromyzontidae.
CCCACUUCCGCCGACGUAGGCGGUCCGUGUCCGCCAUGUCCCCGUCUCUGUUGUAAACACAGCUCCGUGCUGAGGCGGUCGUCUCUGCGUUCUUAUUCUUUCUUCUUCUUCCCCCACCGCCUGUCUCCUUCGUUGAUCGCGGUGGCUCCCCAACCACCCGACCCAUCAGUCCUCAGACCAACAUCACGGCUACGAAGGAUAACAGGCGACAAACGUCGACUGCCCAGGACUCGUCUCGCUCCCCCGUCAUCUCAUCUUGACGUGAGGGACACAAGUUUUUUGUUGUGCACAGUUGCCGUGGAUGAUGUCAUUUCCUCUGGACGCAGUCAUGCUGUCAGCCACCCAGAUUUACAUCAUUCUCAUGGUGCACAUCACAGCCUUCCUCAACUUCUGCCCGGCCAGCGGUUUCAUCAUCGCGACGCGGGACAACUAUUCAACGAUGUUCGAUGACCGCCUCUCCUCCUUCGGCAAUCAGCUGCCCGAGCAAGGCCUCAAGGGUUACCUGGUGCCCGUGCAGCCGGAAGAGGAAGGCUGCCACAUACUGAGCCCUCCGCCCAAGAUGCACAACGCCACCUACUUCAUCGCCCUCAUCCGCAGGGGCGGCUGCAACUUUGACAUCAAGGUGCUGCGAGCCCAGGAGGCCGGCUACAAGGCUGCCAUCGUGCACAACAUCAACUCGGAGCAGCUGGUCACCAUGUCAUCCGACGACGUGACCAUCUUCAGACAGAUAAUAAUUCCAUCGGUGUUCGUUGGCGAGACAGCGGGCCUACUCCUGAAGACCUACUACUCUUACAGCGAUAAUGCCGUCGUAUUCCUGGGAGCCAAGGACCCCUUCUCGCUGGAGUACCUCUUCAUCCCGUUCCUUGUCAUCGUCGGCCUGUGCCUCGUGAUCCUGCUCGUGUUCGGGGUGGCGCGUUGCGUGCGUGAGCGCCGGCGAGCUCGCAGGAACCGGCUGAGCAAGCGGCAGCUCAAGAAGAUCCCCAUGCACCGCUUCGAAAAAGGGGACAGCUACGACGUGUGUGCCAUCUGCCUGGAGGAGUACGAGGAAGGGGAGAAGCUCCGGGUGCUACCCUGCGCUCACGCGUUCCACUGCAAGUGCGUGGACCCGUGGCUGACGCAGCAGCGCAAGAACUGCCCCGUGUGCAAGCGCAAGGUGGUGCGCUCGCACGGCUCCGACUCCGACUCCGAGUCGGACGCCGAGUCGGGCGCGCGCGGCGCCGGCGGCGCCGGCCGCGACGACGACGACGACGACAACGACGCCUCCGAGACGACGCCGCUGCUGCGCUCGCCGGCGGGACGCCCGCCGGCGCCGUCUUUCGGCUCCACGGCCGGAGCCUCGAACGCCGCCGCUGCCGACGACGACGACGAGGACGGCGGGCGGAGGGCGGCCGCCGAUUCGUCCGACGAGGAAGCGGGGAGGGGGCUCUGCGGGCCGCGCGGCGCCGCGGACGGCACCGAGGCCCCGGAGGACGGAGGAGGGCACGGCAGGAGACGCAAGGGAGACGCGGAGCGUCCGGCGGCGUCCGCCUACCGCGACGCCGCCGCCGCCGGCGUCACGGUACAGGUCCACACGGACAGCGGGGAGGAUCGCCAGGAUCGUCCCGGAUAUGGCGGCGGGCGGGGAGGUGACCCCGCGCCGACCCUGAUCAUUUAAACCGCGGCCGCCGAGGGGACGGGCGCGGUGUUUCUCCGUUUGUUCGUUUCUCCGUUGGUGCGGGCGUUUCAACGGUGGAGAGCGAUCCGUCGGUGAACGUCGGUUUGCGUGCGCGAUCGCGCGGAUCGAAUCGCCCGUCGAAGAAUGAGAAUCGAGCGCCGUCCUUUUUGUUGUUUUGUCAGUUCCCCGUAAGGUUGCACGUUGAAAUAAAACAGUGUCGGAGGCCCUCUGGAAAAGGAGGGAUUGGAAGGAAAUUGUGGUAGUCGGGAGGGGGGGAGGGGAAGUCCACCAGUGGAAAAGUUCCAGGCCGACGACGACAACAACCGCAGCUCAUGCACACGUUGUAGGUCAUUGGCUAACGUGAGACAACCCCCCCCCUCCCCCGCACCCCCCUCCCCCGCAGCCAACUCGAUACACAAAUCCGUUCGCGCCAACGGCGUUCGCAGGAGAGGGAGACGACACUCGAAUGGACUCGACGGAUCCGUAGGGAGUCCGGCGAAGGCCAAUUGGUUUUUAGACGCCUCCCGUUGGAUUUAUUUUAUUUUUUGGCCCCCCCCCCCCCACAAUCACGGCAUACCUCCCUCGUGGUGAAGUAUGGUGAAAUAAAGCCUCGUGGUGGGGGUGGGGGGGGGAUUGACAAUCGGCCUGAACACUGCCGAUAGCCCCCUUGACCUAGGGCCGGAGGUUUUGUUGCAGGUCUCUCUCGCCCCCCCUCCGCCUUGCGUGGCGGGACCGGGCCGUGCGGCCUGCUUGGAGCUUCCCCGGCCGCUUUGUAACAUUUCGUUGUUUUCGCUUGAUCUCUCAACGUUGUGACGUCGCCAAACAAAAUAGCCGCCGGCGGGGAGGAGGAGGCGAUCGAUUAUCAGCGGCGAUUACUAAACGAAAACAAACUGUUACUGUUCUUUUGGUAAUGUUCUUGAAUAUCGAUCAAUCGAUCGAUCGAUUUUUUUUCUUAAACUGAUUAUCGUUUUAUUGUUGGAACUGGGACAGGUGACUCGGCGGUUGAUGGGGGUUUAGCACUCAGCUAUCAUCUCUCCAGGGUCAACGAAGUACCAUUUUAUUUAGAGACUUGCUCCCCCCCGCCCCCUUCCCCAUCAUAGGAAUGGGGAAUUUCCACCACUGGCUCAGUCCUGUAAAUAGAUAGUGGAUUAGCAUGCUGCGAUGCUCAUUUUAACAAGAAAUUUAUGUAAAACUAAAAAAAAGUUUAACUUUAAAUUUCCAUGUAAAGCUUUCGUGACUGCAGGGAUUCAUCUUCUUGGUUCUUUCGGUAAAGUCACGUAGAAGGAAAGUAAUAAAAUAAUGAAAAUAAACAUAAUAUUAUUUUAUUAUGUUUUAUUUUUAUGUUUUAUUUUAAAAAAGAAUAAAAAUAAAACAUAAUAUUAUUUUAUUAUGUUUUAUUUUUAUUAUUUUAUUACUUCCCUUCUACGUGACUUUACCGAAAGAACCAAGAAGAUGUUUAACUUUAGUUUCAUUCGCAACCCACGACGAGUUGUGCCUUCGAGCAGUGCGACAGCUUCCAAACAAAAACACGAGCGAGCGGGCGGGCGAGUUUGAAAAGCUUGCGUAGGUACGAUAUCGGGGGACGAGCCUAACAAUGUCCACGCUGAAACGCCGCUUGCAACGCGUUGGGGCUGUGAGAAAUAAGCGAACCGCGCGGCCCUAGUGUGCCCGGGCCCCCCUUAUUUCGUGGGUCAUCUGCCGCAACGCGAUAGAGACAAGGCGGUGGGGUGAGCGGCCGUUGCCUCGCUAGUUACGCGAGAGCCCCACGCCGUCCUCGCUCGCCCGCGCUCUUCCGCCCUGCGUUCCGUUUUCGUGCCGCUCCUCUCGACAUCGGCAGCGGUCCCCCCGUGGUCGUUUAGUCAGAACGGUGUCAGCCCCCCCCCGCAACCACCGCCCCUCCAAAUCACCCCCCGCACCCACUGCACCCACCGCCUGUUGGCUUUCAUCUUUUAAAGUGAACGGUUGUUUUAAAGUUAUUUUCAGUUGUGGAUGGCGCUCCGCUCCCCGUAUUUUGUUAUGGUAAAUCAAGGGCUACUGAAACUAGACUUUUAAGUGCAUGCUGUGCCGGGAAGAAAGUGUGACGUUUGUUUUCUCAAUACAUUUCCCCGACAAUUAUUCUUAUUUUCUGAUCUUGUAAUUGUAAGUUAGGUGCCAAUAUGUAUUUAGCAUACGAUAAGUUACUCCUGCGUAGGUGUCCGCGGUUGUGCUGCUGCUGCUGCUGCUGUGCGUAGCUCUCGGCCGCGUGUUCUGGUUGUGCCGCUCGCCCCGACGUUGUUCGCCACGAGGUCUGACGUUUCGCUCCACGUGCCCGGGACCUUCUUCUGGGACUGAAUUGAGCCUCGUACUCUCUCGCUCGCCGUGGCGAGAUGUUAUCUCCCUCGCCCGGUGUGCACGAGGUCGUGGGUUCGAUCCCGACCCCCGAUGCCUGUUUUAUAUUUGGGGUUUGCAUGUUUUCUUUCCCCAUGGGCCGCGUGGAGUUUUCACCCGUGUCCUCCGGUUUUGCUCUCUCCACGUUUAAAAUCCACGUGCAUUUCGAGUAUUUUGCCUGCUGUACAUUGCAACACGAUGAGCCACUUUGUUGAGCUAUCAUUUGUGGCCAGGUCGCUUCUGCAGAAAGAGAUACACACAGCUCAUUGGGCUAUGUAGCUGGCGCUGCUGUGUUGGUUCAGCUCUUGACGUAGGUCACUCGCUGUUGGGUUUCAUCCUCCCAGCACGUGCGGCGAAACGUCGAGACGUUGCGUCCAAACAACACGCGGUACAACCCCUGAAAUGUACAGAGAGCUGUAACACGAAGUUCUUUAUAGUGCUAUUAAUAAGGAGCAUUUUUGUAUUUGCCCGUUACCACUGUCAAUGCAGAUUUAUGUUCACGCCAACGUUAACCCUGACCGCACCACCGACCCACCCACCCACCCACGAAUUUGUUAAACACCCUGCAAGGGAGAGGCCCCGGAUCCCUGUAAUUCCAGGGUCAGUUCGGUCUUCACGAUCGGUCGAGAUGGGUUGGAGGCAGCGGUGACUUUGUGUCGAGCUCUCUGUCUCGCGUAACUCAACAUCAGCAUCUCGCACUCGCUCCCAAACUCUCAUCCGCACACAUCCCACACCCCCCGUCCUUCAUCUUCACUUGCAUUUUAUUUGCUUCAUUGGUUCGCACCGUACGUAGCCAACUGUGCUAAUCGGAGAUGCGAUUUGUGUUUCGUGCAAGAAAAAAUGCGUUGCGUUGCCGUCCCCCCCCCACGCCCCCCGCCACACUUCAUCGCAAUUUGUGGAGUUAAUGCAGAGUUUACCGUGUACAUAUAGAAUCGAAAUAAAUAAAAAUACACGAUUUAAAAAAGCGGACCCAACGACGUAAGAUGUUUCAAGUGGCUCGGCCGCUAACAAACACCGUGCACGUUUGCGGUGCUGGUUUGCGAAAUCGGACGUUCAUUUCUUUCCGAGUGUUGACGAUGGUUAUUCUCAUGGGGAUUGUCACUGGUCCUUGCCGUGUACUCGAGCCAUCGAUGCAAGCUUGCUUUUACGUACCAUUAAUCCAUGUGUGUGUGUGUAUGUUGAACUUUUGGCAACCGUACGUGGCCAACCGCACUAAUUGGAGGUGCGGUGGAAGGACAGAAAACUACGCGCAACAAAUCGGUUCUAAAGAAAUGGGUUUGCCGAUCUAGACGACGAUGAUUUAAUAGCGCACAGUUCAAGUGGCGUCCUAAUUUCGGGAAGGAAGCGCGUUCCAGACGGCCGCAGAAGCGCAUCUGAAAGCGCCGCGAUGCGGUGGCCAGCAGAGAGAGAGAAUUACCCUGGACGGCACAUCAAGGCCAUGCAUGUCACCUUCUCAACCCUCCAAAUAAACCCACUUCACAAAUUGACACUUGAACUUUUUUUCGUGCAUUUUUUUCAAUUUCGUGAAAUGCAAGUAGCGUCCAAAGCUGACGAUAACCGGUGCAAUUUAUAUUUUUUAACAAAAAUCCCGUUCCUGAAAUAGCUUUGCUUAAUAAGCGUUCUCACCCACGUUGCUUCAUUUACCGUGGACGGCUGCAAUACCGGGGAGUCGGCAGAGUUGCGUCCGGGGUCUGCAACUCCGCUUUGCCAACUGCCCUGGUUCUUCCCCUAGGAUUGUCCUUUCUGUUGUUUGUGUGUUUGAGCCGGGAAAUCUGUCGGUCGUCCCGGGGACAAUAAUGUGCAUUUCUGCUGCCGCUGCUCUAUUUAAGACCGGGAGCAAGAGCAGAGCCUCACCAUUCUGGCGAUUUGCCCGAUGAUGCUGGAUGCAAUUACCAGCGAAACGUCGUACUUAAUUUUUUUUUUAUGUUGUGGUUUCACACUUCAACACACCGGUGGGCUAAAGCAGUGCACUAUUUGUCUUUUGUCAACGUGACACUUUUUUUUGCCGAUUGGCCGUGUCGGGUGGUGGAGGGUUACGACACAUUUAUAAAUAACGCGAUCUAACCCAAAAACGUUGAUUAUGAAUAUUGGUCGCGAAAGCCUGCUACGUGUUAAACUUUCUAUACAUCGCUCGCGAAGUCCUGCCUCCCCGCCCCCCCCCCCCUCUUUUGAGAUGUUUUUUCUCUUCUCACUGCAUGUCCCCUCGGGUCGAUUUGCAUCUCCGAGGUGAACGUAUUCAUACGUUGUUGCAUGCAACGGAGAGUGUGGCACUGCGAUCGGUUGGAUGAAGUCACACGGGAGCUUCGUGAAAUUUCAACGCAAAAAUUACAGAUUGCGUGUUUCCCCCCCCCCCCCCCCCCCCCACAGACAUACACACCACACAAUGUGUGGCAGCAUGGUUAUGUUUAAUGAUAAAGUCUAUCACGUGUGUUCAUAAAGGUAACCAGCAACUCACCUUG